Messenger RNA from Spizellomyces punctatus DAOM BR117, 8390 nucleotides. RefSeq lists its product as uncharacterized. The transcript has 25 exons. Gene Ontology annotation, molecular function: protein binding; protein serine/threonine kinase activity. The coding region runs from base 70 to 8235 and encodes 2721 amino acids. Gene Ontology annotation, biological process: telomere maintenance; DNA damage checkpoint signaling; protein phosphorylation. Gene Ontology annotation, cellular component: nucleus. Lineage: Eukaryota; Fungi; Chytridiomycota; Chytridiomycetes; Spizellomycetales; Spizellomycetaceae. The record is from RefSeq and is a predicted model, not a curated record.
UCUCGAUCGCACAAUGCACUCUGCAGUUGGACGUCUGGCAAAUAUCGGAUAAGGACACAUUCAGGGCCAAUGGAAGCACUGCUGGAACAGCUGUUUGAGUACAUCACUGUGACCGAGGUUCCCUCACAACAGACCCCAGAAGAUAUCCAAGCUUACCAACAACUGCUCUCGACAUGCGUGGAAAAAUGUCUUGUUCAACCGGCCGCGGCUUUGAGACGGGAAGGCUCAUUGAAGAAAACAGAGCUCCGUGGUGCAACAAUGACAGUUGGUCUCUUACGUGUUGCAGCCAACCGCGUUCCAGAAAUCUUUGUGUUGCCCGUAGAAGGCGGGGUUGGCGGCCAGUCAGCCGGACUGGCAGGUGCUCAGAAAGAUUCAGAUGGGUCUAAGCCUGCCGGACCUGUUCUUCUGUCGCAAUUGUAUGCCCCAGCAGAGGCUGGAAUGUCUGAUACGUUUACGCUAUGGCUCGUAGCUCGCUUAUUUAAUAUCCUGGCUAGCCCGGAGCUGGAUGGACUGCACCCAGGCGUUCUUGACGUACUUGAUGAAGUACUUUAUAUUGUAAAAGAGGGACGUGGGAGCGAUGAGGUGGUCGCAUUUACAGCUAUUUUUCGAGAUAUUCUAGAUCUAUUUAAUGACCUGCAGGAGCUGGGGAUACCCAAUAAUGAGACAAUGGUGCAAGUAUCAAUAUUCAAACACUUGGAACGGGCCAACAUUAUACCAGCUGUGAUCACACAAGAGAUUAAUUUGCGAGGAGUGCGAAGCUGUAAUAUUUUACUGCAAAACGUCUACCGAUUAUUGUUGCGAGUUGUCGUCCACUCUAAAUUUGCUCUGGGUGAUUGUAUUCCUCAACUCUGGGAACUCAUUCUUCAACGUCUAGAGUCACCACAUGCGCAGACCGGAUUGAAGGAUCUAUUGAACUUGAUCGACGGCCUUCAACGAAACGCUUGCCCUGUGCCUUCACUUUUGGCUGAACGCCUUCUGGUGCAGAUCGCAACUAUCUGUUUAGAGUGUCUUUCCGAGCGCGAAAGUGGGAAGACCGCUCUUCAAGACCCACAGACAUCACUGGACGAUGCAUUUGCAAAUUAUUUCAAAUUUUGCCUAGACUCUUUGUGCGCUCCAAGUAAUCUUUCGAUAUCACUCAGUGCGAUCAUCAAGCAACUCUUGGAACCUCACAUAUUUCAUCGUAUACGAUCUUCAACACUUCAAAGCGUCUUGUUACAUUUUUACGCCCGAACUCUGCGCUUUUCGCGAUACAUUGAACCUGCUAUGGCUACGGCGCUACUCGACUAUUCUGUGGACGAAAGCCUCCGAGAAGCUGCUGCAAGUUGUUUCGAUGCCAUCUUAUUGGGUCCUUCUCGAAAGUUGGGAGAAGAUUGUACGAUGACUGCUCCACGUCGAAAGAGGAAGCAUGGUGACAGCCAUUGCGUAUCUGCGGAUGGCCCCAAUGAUGAACCGCAAUCUAAGCGUCACAAACUUGCAAACGAUACAUCGCUGGAGGCAUCAGCGCAUCCCACCAGAAACUUCGUUGCCACGAAUGGAAAUUCGCCCGACUUGCCAGACUUCAAGUCAGAUACAACUGAUCUUCUUUUGAAGCAAGGAAGUCUGUUAUUGGAUGAGCUUGCGUCCUUCGAAGCAGUGGCGCCGAACAAGACACGCUCACUCAUUCAAGGAUUCAUUGCGAUACUGGACAAGUCGCAUUGCUGUUUUGACGUUGCGAACAUCGCCCACUUGUUGGAUCAGUUUAUACGACAUCUUUUGCCCGCUGCGAUUCGUGCUGUCGAAUCGGCGUCCGUUACUGGCGAUCCAUCCAUGGAGAGAUUUGAGAGUGUCGCCCUAGUUGCCUCCGAUUUGGCAGCCCUGGCUAUAUACCCACACCUAUGGUCGUCGGACUCCAUUCGCGGUUUGUCAUGGAUUUUGUGUGUCCCAUGGAUGAACGAACUGAGCACCAUAGCGCGUGCCGAAUGCUCGGGGUUGACGGAUCCACUCGCAGUGGCAGGCAAGAAUGCCAUGCUCGAUUUGAACGAUAGUAUAGAUUUUCAAGUUGCAGGUGUCGAUAUACCGACUAUCACCUCGUUAUCUAUGCCAUGCAGUGAUCCUCUGGUGGCAAGGUGCUUGAAAUCGAUAGUUAGUGUCUCUACUCAUCAUCCGGAUUUGCGAUUGUGUCCAUGGACUGCCUAUCUGGUAUCAAAAACGUUGUUACAGCCCAUGAAGUACAUUGAAACGUCGCAAGUUGCAUAUGAGUUGUUCCCAGUAGUCGUAUCGGACCUUGCCGACAACGAAGGAUUACAGAAACAGAUAAUUGAUAUGUUGAUCGUACCUGGAAAUCCAGACGCCAUGGAAAAUGUAGCAGGGAUGAUAGGUUAUAUAAGUUGCGCCAGGGCGCGUACGUUGUUGAAAUCGCACACGUCCAGCGGCCUUGGAAGCCCAAUGCGCUGCAUGAUCUGCGAUGGACGAGUUGGCGCGGCACCGUCCUCACCGGUAGUAGCGCAGCAAGCGGUCAGUCUUGAAAAUUGGUGGCCAUUCCUCCCAUUGCUAGAAGAUGGUAGUGAAAGUGUACAACAACGAUAUCUAUGUUCUGCUUUACGUUUCAUUGCACAUGCGAGUAUGGACGAGUUGGACUUGAAGGAGUCCUCUUUUACCGCAAAAUGCUUGAGUGCCAUGUCAAGUCCUCAUCGAUCCGUUAGGUUAGCGGCCGGCGACGUGGCGAUCGCUAUAUUCACCCGCCUUCAAUCCGUUAAUCAGGAAUAUACAGUUUUGUCGGACAAUGAGCUGGCCUUAGCAAAGGAGAUGAAACGGAUUGCAAAGACAAAAAACCCGCAUAUAUUGCAAACUUUUUCCCGGACGAUUGGCCGCAUCGGGCAGACUGCGGGCGAGGCCCUCCUGGUCAUGGUUUUAUACUAUCUAUUGGAUCAACUCGCCAAUGAGAAUGUCAUCUUGCGCGCGGUUGCCUCGGAAGAAAUACAAUCGAUUGCGCGAGCACGUAGUAAAACUGUUAGGCAGCUCUUUGAACCCUUCCGGGAUGAGCUCAGUGUAUAUCUCAUCGAUCGCGUGGAGAACGAACCUAGGAUAUAUCGGACUUGUUUACAGCUUCUUGGAAUGUCAAAUCAAGAGGUUCUAGAGGAAAGCCUACAGUACAUUUUACCCCACUUGGUUGUUGAGCAAGACGCCGACAAGAUCCAAGAAAUCGCACGUAUCUUGAGGCAGUCGUUGGCAGUAAUGCUGGUGAACGAAGGCGGUAACAUCCUUCCAUUCAUUCUGAUGCAAGGCAAAGACUACAAAGCAACUUUGAACUUCUUUUUGCAAAUGAUAUCAAAGUCUGUCGGGAUUUCCAAGCUACUGAAGUCUUUCGCUCUCACGUUGAUUAUCAAGCUGACGAUGGAGCUUGGUGCAAGCAAGUCAAGCCGGAGCAGGGCAGAAGGAGCGCUAGUGGUUAUAAAAACUGUGUUGACAAAUGAUCUCCAAGAAAUUCAGGAUUCGGACCGCCCUGCUGUAAACUCCCAUGUUGGGAAUGGACUAUCCGGCUUCCUUCAUUCUUACAUUCUGGGAAUUCUGGAACAUGUAAAUCAGAACAUAUUGGAUAUUGAUAACCGUUUGUCUCGUCGGGAGAAGAUAAAAACUGUUCGCAGCUUGACGGAGGUCAUCGGUAUCAUAGGGCCUCUGAUAGUGUCUGUGAUACCUCAGAUCAUGGCAACUCUGCAAACAGCGCUGGAUAUGGCACCACUCCGCAGCACGGCGCUGCAAGCAUGGGAGAUAUUCCUGACGACUCUCGAUCCUAUCGAUAUUAGCCCACUCUUGAAUCAAGUCUGCAUAUCCCUAUGCAAAUUGCAUCAAGAGUUCACACCUGAACAAAUGUCCCAGGUGAUUGCCAUUCUUGAAUACCUCCUCGUUCGGAACGCCGAGAAAUUUGCGUCUGUCCUCGCUGGCAUAUGUCCGUUGCCUGACAUCCCAGAUUUCGGGCGUUUUAAUUCUGUACUGAAAGAACAUCAGGGCUCAAUGGACGUUUUACAGCAAAUCAGUCUUCUUUUGCCAGUUAUAUCCGACGAUAACGCAUCAGUCUCCCGACGCGCUCUGCAAGAGCUGCGAAAGGUCCUCAUCAACGGUGCCGAGGAACUGCAUGUAUGUAUUUUAGCAGAAACGGUGGACGUUCGGAUAAGUCAGACUGUACGGACUCUAUUGGAAGCCUGUCGACGUUAUAAUGGGAGCGAGUUGGACAUCCAAAGAUUGUGCUGUGAAUGCCUUGGCGCUAUUGGAGCGACGGACCCGUCUCGAUUGGACGUAGUUAUCACUGGUGACACCUGUGCAUCUGCUGCUCUGAACAGUGCGGGAGACUUCUCAUCUUUCGAGCAGGCUGUUUCGUUUGCAUGUUCCCUUAUUGAACGGCGAUUGGCACCUGCGUGUCGUUCCACUCGUGACACUAAAAUGCAAACCAACUAUGCAUUUGCCAUUCAAGAAUUACUACGCUUUUGUGGAUUCACGGCGGAUAUUGUUGAUGGCGGUGUCAAAGCUAAAUCGACGACAGGGAGGACCGAAGAAAGCAGUACGGCGCCACUUCUCCGACGAAUGUGGAAUUCUUUUUCGAGGACUGUUGUUGCCACCAUCAGGCCUCUUUUGAAUGCCAAAUAUCAGCAAACGGUGCGAGGUACCACAUCAGCACCACUUUCCUACCCACUGUUCUUGUGGCAUGAGACCUUCCGGGAUUGGCUGCAGACAUGGACUGUAGACUUAAUCCGAAAGGCAAAUGGACAGCGGGCGCAAGAUAUAUUUGGUGUGUGCAAAAACGUGGUCGUGAUUGGAGACAUCAAUGUAGCGCAGUUUAUUCUUCCACAUCUUGUUCUGAACAUUUUGGUCGCGGGAAAAGACGAUGUACGUGAUGAGAUCUACACUGAAUUCAUUUCCGUCCUGGAAGAUGUACGCAAUAGUCGUGGGAAAACCACAGAGAAGAGACAGUUAAGCAGUCAGAUGAUUUUCUCUCUCGUAGAUCACCUUACUCAAUGGCUCCGCUUGAGGCGUCAAGAAGCAGCGAAGCGAAAGGCAGCACAAGCGCGCCGGCAGGGCCGGUACAUGAAUGUGGACGAGACGGACGUAGACAAGGACCCGUCCGCGCUUCAAGUCGAAAGUUUCCUAAUGCGGAUUCCGCAGUCCGUCAUGGCAGACGCCUCGUACUGCUGCAGGGCGUACGCUCGUGCCCUACUCCAUUUUGAGCAGCACAUACGCCAAGAAAGAACAGCUAAAGAUGAGACGGCAUUGCAACCCCUUUAUAGUCACUUACAGAAAAUUUACGCUCACUUGGAUGAACCCGAUGGGAUGGAGGGCAUCUCUACGAAGUUUCUUACCCCUUCACUGGAGCAACAGCUACUGGAACACGAAAGCGCUGGACGAUGGACUGCCGCUCAAACUUGCUACGAGUUGUCGCUACAACAGGAGCCUGAUAAGUUGGUCUAUCAUAUCGGAUUAUUGAAUUGUUUGAAAAAUUUGGGACAUCUCGAAACAUUGUUGAAUCACGUCAGGGGCACUGUGUUCCGUCAUUCACAGUGGUCAUCAAUUCUCAACUCUUAUGCCAUCGAGGCUGCGUGGAAGAUGGGAAACUGGACCGCACUGGACGAAUUCCUAUCGCGCCCGUUCGAAGGACGUUUUGAGACUUCCGUGGGAGUCCUGGUGAAUGCUGGCAGAAAAGGCGAUAAGGACCGGUUUGCAACCGUAUUACAAGGCACACGAGAGGCCCUGACUGCAGAUCUGGCUGCUGCCAGUAUGGAGUCGUAUCGCCGGGGGUACGAUUGCGCUGUGAAGCUCCAUAUUCUACAUGAAAUCGAGGGCGUUUUCGGUGGCCAAGGCUCGAGUACAGGGACCUUACGAGGGAAUGCACUGUUGAACAAUUGGGAUUCACGGCUGAAAAUUACGAUACCAUCAUUCCGCGUCCGUGAGCCUAUCUUGAACGUAAGGAGAAUAUUGCUACAGGAACAAACCUCGUGUCUAGAUGCUCACACGUCCGCUAGUGUCAAAUGUGGGCAGAUAUGGUUGCAGACAGCCAAAGCUUCGCGCAAAGCCGGACAUCUACAACCCGCUUACAAUGCGCUCUUGCAUGCCUCUCGACUGGGUGCACCGCUCGUCCAUCUGGAGCGAGCCAAAUGGCUGUGGGAUCAGAAGCAAUCUCAUAAAGCUAUGUUUGAACUCCAGGCAGUGGUGCAGAAAAUGGAAAGUAAAGUGGAUUCAGGUGCAAAAGUUUCCACAGUUGGGUCACAAAUGCUGCUCUCAGAGCCGUUAGUAAGGGCCAAGACACAACUGCUACUCACGCGAUGGAUGGAGGAAACCAGUGCCGCUCCGUUGGGCGCUAUCCUAACCAAAUAUCAAGCUGCUGCAAAAGAGCUUCCAGAGUGGGAAAAGAGUGCAUUCUAUUUGGGACGGUAUUUUGACAAGCUGUACGACGCGGAUGAGGAGAGACAGAAAGAGCAGCAGAAUAAGGGCGACCUGCGGGCAAGCAACCCCGUUCAACUCGCAUCCUUGGCGUACUCUAUCUGCCACCAGUACCAGAGGGCACUUACCUAUGGAACCCGAUAUAUCUAUCAAACGAUGCCUCGACUCCUAACCAUAUGGCUAAACGUUGGUCAGAAGGUCGUUCGACUGAUGGAGAAUCCGGAGGCAAGCAAGGAUCCGUGGGUGACCAGGUUCAACCAGAUUAACCGACUUGUACGCAAAUUAAACGAACGCAUCCCAGCAUAUCAAUUUCUGACCGCAAUUUCCCAACUUGCAUCCCGCAUCGGUCACGCGAAUUUGAGCGUGCAUCAAGUUCUUGAAGCCAUCCUCAUUAACGUGCUGUGCGUCUAUCCUCACCAAACGUUGUGGCAACUGAUGGCGGUUGCUGAAAGCUCGUCGCCAAUACGGAAGCAGAGAAUGAGAUCUGUUUUCGCGAAGGUCAAGUCCGACCCGGCUGUAAAACAGUACAGUCAAGGUAGCUUACCCGAGCUAAUACAGGAGGGUCAAGCCUUGACGAAGAAUUUGCUCGACCUCUGCAAUUUUCCAGUUCAGUCUCGCGAAACCACCUUAAGUGUUUCAAAGAAUUUUCGUACUUUAGAGCGAAUGGCACCUUUGCGCAUGAUAGUACCCCUACAAUCGACAAUGACAGUCACGCUACCAUCUGGGAAGCAAAGCGCCACUGCUCAUAGGCCUUUUCCUAUAGAUGCGCCUACAAUACAAGGCUUUCACGACGAAGUUGAGAUCAUGAAUUCACUGCAACGUCCACGCAAAUUGACCAUUAAAGGAAGCGAUGGUCGGGACUACAUAUUUCUCUGUAAACCAAAGGAUGACUUGCGCAAGGACAGCAGGCUUAUGGAGUUCAAUUCCAUGAUAAAUAAACUGCUAAAAAAAGAUCCGGAUGCUCGACGAAGGCGGCUAUACAUUCGAACAUAUGCAGUGCUGCCACUUAACGAGGAAUGUGGUCUUAUUGAAUGGGUCAAGAAUACCAUUGGCUUCCGGCAUAUUAUGGUUACUGCGUACAAAACAAAGAAUACAUAUUGUCCGCCGAUGGAGGUGAAACAGCUCAUGGACAGAAAACAACCGUCUCCUGAGGAGAUCUUCGUCAAAAUGAUUAAGCCAAAGUUUCCUCCCAUAUUUCACGAAUGGUUCCUCGAAACAUUUCCGGAACCAACACAAUGGCUUGCUAGCCGGCUCGCUUAUUCUUCAACGAUCGCCGUCAUGUCCAUGAUAGGUUACGUAGUGGGACUCGGCGAUCGGCAUGGAGAGAACAUUCUGUUUGAUGAUCAAACUGGCGACUGUGUGCACGUUGACCUGAAUUGCCUUUUUGAGAAGGGAUUGACCUUUGAGAAACCCGAAAAGGUUCCAUUUCGUUUAACCCACAAUAUGGUGGAUGCCUUCGGAGUAACAGGAGUAGAAGGCGUCUUCCGAAAGUGCUGCGAGGUCACUAUUAACGUUCUGCGGGCGAAUCGUGAAUCUCUGAUGUCAGUUCUGGAAACAUUCCUUUAUGACCCACUGUGCGAAUGGAACAAACCCUCUCGGCGGUCCAUGACAGCCGCACCUGUGAUCUCAAAGGACGGGGAAAUUGAAAAUCGGCAAGCUCGAGAAACUCUCGACAAGAUAAACCGGAAACUGCAAGGGUAUAUUGGGGACCCGAAGGAUCUGACACUGCCCUUCAGUGUAGAAGGACAAGUGCACGAGCUGAUAGAGCAAGCCACGAGUACCAAGAACUUGGCGGUGAUGUAUAUAGGUUGGACUGCAUACAUGUAGAUUGUAAAUUCUGGUAAUGGGCUGUCAAUAUUCACGUUUUACGGACAAACUUGAUAAUGAUCGCAGACAGUCAUUGGCACUGCUUGGCAUUAUAUGCAACAUUGUAAACAUCCCACCAAAAACAAACUAUGGUCUUAUAGGCGGUGCAAACAAGC